Molecule: messenger RNA, 2915 nt
Organism: Gadus macrocephalus (Pacific cod)
Lineage: Eukaryota; Metazoa; Chordata; Actinopteri; Gadiformes; Gadidae
Gene: eral1
Product: Era-like 12S mitochondrial rRNA chaperone 1
Exons: 11
Coding region: 151-1686 (511 amino acids)
Biological process (GO): ribosomal small subunit assembly
Cellular component (GO): mitochondrial matrix
Molecular function (GO): ribosomal small subunit binding; rRNA binding; GTP binding
Source: RefSeq, a predicted model, not a curated record
ACGCUCUUGAUAAGCGUCGAGAAUUCCUCUGUCAUACCAACAUGUCUGCGUCCUUUGGAUAACGUGAAUGUAAACAUGCCCGUGACUAUAAACCUUAAAAAUCCUACCCUGAUUUGAGCUUUCGUACAGAAUCAGUCGCGUUCAAGCGGAAUGGCCCUCCGUGCGUGCAGCUGGGCUGUAAGAAAUUCAGUCUGCGCCUCAAGGUUGUCUGUCCUGUCAGGUCGACAUGAACAUGCGUUGCUUUUCCUCAGAACGGGCAUUGCAGCUCACAGCCGGCGGACGAAUGGACUGAGCUUCACCCCUGUCUGUUUUAUUACGUCUGAUGCAUUUUUGAACAGACUAGCAAAAGGCAAAGUGGCAGAGCAAGAUGACAGCGGAUAUCACCACCCAACCUCAGUUCCGCCGCACCACGGCGAACAACUAUCUCUGUUAAUGAGAGAACCGGAUCAACCCGAGACCUCAAGGGUUCUGAAAGUGGCCAUAGUGGGUUCCCCCAACGCUGGGAAGUCCACUCUAUCUAACCAGCUGCUUGGCAGAAAGGUCUUUGCUGUGUCCAAGAAAGUACACACGACACGGUCGAAAACCCUCGGUGUACUGACGGAGGAUGACACGCAAAUAAUUCUCCUAGACACACCAGGUCUCACCACUGCAUCAAAGGUUAAAAGACACAACCUGGAGAGCUCCCUGCUGUCAGAUCCCUGGAGCACCGUGAAGGAAGCCGACCUGAUGCUGGUCAUGGUGGAUGUGGCAGACAAAUGGGCCUGCGAGAAGCUGGACCUGGAGGUGCUGAAGGUCCUGGCUAAGCACCCGGAAGUCCCCGCAGUGCUGGUGCUCAAUAAGACGGACCUGGUCAAGAACAAGGUCAAGCUGCUGGACGUGACGGCCCACCUGACGUGUGGCGUGGUGAACGGCCAGAAGCUGCAGGUCAGGAGGGUGGUCCGACCGCGCCGGGCUGCGGCCGGGACCCCCGCCGAGGCCGCGCAGCCACCGCCCGCCGAGUCCGCCCCCCGAGACACGCCCCAGGGGCCACUGAGCCAGGAGCCUCUGAGCCAGGGGCCACUGAGCCAGGGGCCACUGAGCCAGGGGCCACUGAGCCAGGGGCCACUGAGCCAGGAGCCACUGAGCCAGGGGCCACUGAGCCAGGGGCCACUGAGCCAGGGGCCACUGAGCCAGGGGCCACUGAGCCAGGAGCCACUGAGCCAGGGGCCACUGAGCCAGGAGCCACUGAGCCAGGAGCCACUGGGGCCGCUGAAGAGUCGGCAGGGCUGGCCCCAUUUCAGGGACGUCUUCAUGGUGUCCUCCGUGGACCAGGAGGACGUGGACGCACUGAAGCGGUACUUGGUGGUGGAGGCCAAGGCCGGACCCUGGCAGUACCACAGUGAGGUUCUGACCGACCAGACCCCUGAAGAGGUCUGUGCCAACAUAGUCCGAGAGAAGCUUCUGGAGAACCUGCGCCAGGAAGUGCCCUACACCAUGACUCAGUCCAUUGAGUUCUGGAGCGAAAAUGAAAAUGGAGAGCUGGACAUUGCAGUGAAACUUUACGUCAAAAAAGAAGCACACAUGAAGAUGGUGAUUGGCACGGCGGGUCAGAUGGUGGCACGUAUCGCCCGCGAGGCGGGACAAGACAUGAGCAACAUCUUCCUGAGGGAGGUCCGACUGAGGCUCUCCGUCAAGCUGAAGAACUGAAGAGCCAGAGACAUAUCCAAAUGAUUUAGAGACCGUUAAGAGAUGUGUAUAGAUGGUGGUGGGGGAGAGGGGUGGGGGGGGGGCGUCCUUGGUUUGGAGGGACAACCUUCAGUGCUUCCUUUAUCUGAAAACCGACAGCACGGACCCUACAAUAGAUGUGACAGAGAUGAUGUGUCCUGCAAACUCAUAAAACCACCCGUUAUAUUUUAUUAACUCGAAUCCAUGCGAACCCGAUGAACUGCUUAUGUAAUGUAACGUGACGCCAUUUAAGAAAAUGUGUGAGUCUAUUUAUACGUGUAAGUAUGUGCUGUAAUUAUGUGUUAAAGAGUCAGUUGAAUAAGUUGCACACAAUAAAAAAAAUCAUGUUUUGGAAAUAUCUCUGGCUUUAUAUAGAAUAUAGGUCAGUCAUGACUAGACUCUUUAUUUACAUGCAAUGAGACAUUUAGGAGAGGGGGAAAAGCUUAGUAAUAAGAGCCUCGUGCUGUGGCCCUUUGGAGAGCAGUGCACCGUGCAGUGGACUCCCUUUACACUAACGUGAGGAACGGAUAUAGCUGAGGUUAGCGGUUAUGGUCACUCGGAUGUCCCCGAUGCACCAUCCCACUAUUCCCCACUCCGCCUCCCCCCUCCCCUUGCUGUACUUUCGUCCACCUCGUUAGAAGUACAGCCAUCCCCUCCCGGAGUCUCCUUUUUCUUUAUCCCUGCCGUCCCGUGCGUUUUUUCUCUUCCUUAUCCGUCCUCAUAUCUCGCUCUCUCACGCACGCGCGCGCUCUCUCUCCUUUUCUCUCCCUUUCUCUCACUUCCUCUCGUCUUUCAAAGCCUAGCUCCGCCGCCCUCCCCGAGGACGGAAUUGUCUCCCCUUAAUGGAACGUUAACCUGAUGCUAAAAAUGGGUCAGAUAAUGGUGAUUAGAUUCAUCCGCUGCCCCCCCCCCCCCCCCCCCCCGGCGCUUACUCCGUCCGGAGCAUUGUGACGAAUAACUAGCCGUUGGCCCGGAGGAGGAGAGCGAUAGAGUAUAAGAGAGAGUGAGGUAGUGAUGUUCGUCUCUCCCUCUCUGCAGCUGCUCCCCUGUGAUUAGACUAGCAGUUGCAAAGCGGAGAUCUUCACAAAAGACAACGUUGUUGUUUUUUUACAGGGCUACGCAAGGUAGAAGCUUCCACGAAACGAUUUAAGCCAAGGCUAGUUAUUUAUUUUGCACAAUAUAGUCAUUCAAACUGCGUUAAUGGCCCCUAA